GAUUCCUCAAUUGUCACCUGACAGCUCCAGUCCAGCAGCGGAAAAAAGUUGGUCCCAACCUGCAGCCCGGUGACAGGCUCCGUUGGCAGGUGCUGGAAGUCUCGCCGGUCCAGCCGGGGGCGGGGAGGGAACCGACUCGGCAGGAAGUACCUCGGGCGAGUAGGCUGGGCGUGGGGAAUGGGCCGGCAGUCCCAGCGCAGCCCGAACGCGAAACUCUUGAAAAGCAUAUUGAGCCAAAAGUGAACCAGCCCUCUCUGGCACAACUGGAACCAUGAUCAAUAAUGGAACAAACCUAGCCAUUGGCUACCUCUCCUCUUCUGUAGCGAUACUUUUGUUUGGCUCAAAUUUUGUGCCACUUAAAAAAUAUGAUACUGGUGAUGGAAUGUUUCUUCAGUGGGUUCUUUGUGCUGCCAUUUGGUUGGUUGCCUUGGUGGUCAACCUAAUAUUACAUUGCCCUAAGUUCUGGCCUUUUGCAAUGCUUGGGGGUUGCAUCUGGGCAACAGGGAACGUUGCUGUUGUCCCAAUUAUAAAAACCAUUGGUUUAGGCCUUGGAAUCCUAAUCUGGGGAUCAUUUAAUGCUUUAACUGGCUGGGUAAGCUCAAGGUUUGGCUGGUUUGGAAUGGAUGCAGAAGAAGUACCAAAACCACUGCUAAAUUACAUUGGAGCUGGGCUCUCAAUAGUAAGUGCCUUCAUAUUCUUGUUCAUCAAAAGUGAAAUACCCAGUGGCACAUGUUCCAUGGAUACCACCCCACUAAUGACAGAGCCGGCGAUCAACACAACUCAAGAUCCCUGUCCUGAUUAUUCCUGGGUGGAUAAACUCCCUACAGUAUACCACCGCAUAGUGGGCUGCAGUCUUGCAGUGAUAUCUGGAAUACUCUAUGGGUCUACAUUUGUGCCAAUCAUUUAUAUUAAGGACCACAGCAAAAGAAAUGACAGCAUAUAUGCAGGGGCGAGCCAGUAUGAUUUAGACUAUGUUUUUGCACACUUCAGUGGCAUCUUUCUUACGAGUACAGUCUACUUUCUGGCCUACUGUGUAGCCAUGAAAAAUAGUCCCAAACUAUAUCCUGAGGCAGUCUUGCCAGGGUUCCUUUCGGGAGUGCUUUGGGCCAUAGCUACCUGCUGCUGGUUCAUUGCUAAUCACUCUCUAAGUGCUGUGGUCAGUUUUCCAAUAAUCACUGCCGGUCCAGGAUUUAUAGCCGCAUUGUGGGGUGUUUUCAUUUUUAAGGAAAUACAGGGUCUGCGAAACUAUCUCUUAAUGAUACUUGCAUUUUGCAUCAUCUUGAGUGGAACUUUAUGCACGGCUUUUUCUAAAACCUAAACAUAACAAGACCAGCAGAUGGCAGCAGUGGUUAGGCGAACUUCCCUACUGGACAAGAGUGAUUAUGCGGAGAACAGAGCUUCACUUUCCUACAAAUGAAUCUCAACCACUCUUGAUUUUUUCCCCCUCACAAAUGUGAAAAUGAAGGAAAACUGGGUUUCAGUCUAGUAUAAAAAUGAAAAAUUCUUCUGAUGAACUGUUAAUGAAGGUAGGACUUUACUCAGUGAUUGAAAUGUGUAUAUUCAAGUAGCCUUACAUCUAAGAGUGCUGAUUUUUUAUUGUUCUGUUUCUUUUAACACAAGUAUGCCUAGUGUUGCAUAAUCUAGAAAACAGCAUGGAGUUCAUAUACAAAGAAGUUAUCAUUCAAAUUUCUAACUUACUAAUGAAGAGAAACAGAAAAAAAAUGCCUUGUGGGGAAGUGGGAGGGAGAAGACUCACCUUAUGGAAUUAAAUUGCAAGGAUAUUUGGAUCUUUUGCUAGCAAAGGUAAAUGUCAGGGUAACUAUUAUUAUUUUUAACCAAAACUUAUUUUUAGUUCAAAUUAAUACUGUUCACCUCUACAUCAUCUGCCCAUCUCAGCUUAAAAUACCUUGAUUAUCUCCAAAUAAAAUCCAUCUUCAGAGUUUAAGUUUUCCACCAUGAAGGACAUGUACAAAAUUUAAUGCAUACAUACACAAGUAUACACACAGGUGCACUCUUAACUGCACACCUAUUGGAUAUGUGCACAGUUCUGAAUUUGGGGGAGAUUCUAGAGCUGGUAAAGUAAGGUUCUAACUUAUGAGGGAAUUUAAAGGGACCAACACUCAUUUAAAUGUAUAAUUUUUUUCCUAAAAUAUAUUAAUCUGAAAUCAUUUAAAUGGAGGUUUUACUGUUUUAUUCCUAUUUAAACUAGUGGUUUCCAGUAGACAAAAGAAAAUGACAUGGCAAUGGUCUUAUUUACUUAGGAAAAUGGAAAUAGAACUGCUAAUACAAUGUUCAUCAACAUGAUUUUUCAAACCCUUAACACAAUAGAACUCCUGUUCGGAUGUAAAUGUCACCUCCUCCCACCUGCUCUCACACUACUUUUUUGUGCUAAAGAAACAGAAUAACUUUCUGUAUGAGUGCAUAAACUCUGAAGACAACCUGUACCAGUUUAAGUCCCAUCUCUGAUUCAUUUCAGUCAUUUGAUUUUGGACAAGUUCCCGAGUUCAUGUUACCACAUUCCUUAUUUGCAAAGUGGGUUUAAGGCUAGUCCUGUCUAUUGUACAGUUACAAUCUGUAAUGUGUUUGUGAGUUCCUGGUAUUUGGCAAGCACUAUAAAAUUGUUAGCUAUUAUUAUUAAAUGUUGUUUGAAGGGAAAAUGUCUACAGAUUAGAAAAUACCUUGUAAAAGCUACUACCCUUUUUACCCCUCAUCGAAUUACCUUUUGUUCUUCCAUGUGAAAAAAGACACUAGAGUCCCUGUAUAAUUAUUGAAUUGCUAAUACGAAUAAAUAUUUGAUUGUUAACUUCUUAAACCCAUUUUAAUUUUAACCUGAAAUGUCAUUAAAUUAUACUGAUAAUUUUUAAAUAAAUUGACAGAAUACAAAGCUAUUUUUCAUCUUUAAAUAUAUUUUAGAACUUUAUGUUGGAUGGUUUUAAUUUUUUUUAGUUAAGAUUGUGAAUUUGUAUGCUAAAUUUUAAGCAUGAAAUAAUUGCAGAAGAAAAUGGGGAAAAAAGAAAGCAACUUAUUAUCAACUACAGUACAUUCUGUUGCCAGACAAUACCUGUAUUGUUAUUAAGAAUUGUAUAGGAGGGCUGGAGUUGUGACUCAGUGGUAGAGUGCUUGUCUAGCACGCAUGAGGCACUGGGUUCAGUUCUCGGCACCACAAGUAAAUAAAUAAAAAAUAAAGGUCCAUUGACAACUAAAUAAAAUAAAAUAAUUUUAAAAAAAGAGUUGUAUAGGGAAAAAAAACCCUUUUAAAAAUGAUUGCCAAAUGACUUACCCUUUAGAAUUGAUCUAAAUGGACAAUUGCAAAAUCCCCACUGUUUGUUCACCUAAGGAAGUAAAUAACUCUCUUGAGGUUUUGAGGUUUUAUUUUGCAUUGCCUAAUAUAGCCAGAUUCUUGUGUUGCACUUUUUCUAGCGUGGUUUUCUUACUUUAUCUCAAAUGGCAGCCUUAUAUGUAUGAUACACCCCCUGCCAUGUUGUGUAUACAGACGGUACUACAAUAAGUGGAAGUAGCAGCCCAAUAAGGUUUUCAGUAGCAAUUUCUAACUCUAGAAACAAAAUCCUAAUAAGUUUUAGGAUUAAUGGUACAGCACUUCCCUGAGCUACCAACCUUCUUUUAUUCCUACGGUACUGAUACAUUUGUACCUAGAGUUACUAACUACUAAGCCUAUCUAUGUCAAUAUUGAAAAACAGGUUGAGUAAAGAAGUCAAGUUGCAGAACUUGAAUAGCAUGAUGCCAUUUAGGUAAAUUCUCAGUAAUCAAAAUAAUAUAUACUUUAUAUAAGUACAUACUAAUGCAAAAAAUAAAAUAUACAUAUAUUACUCUUAUUGUGCCUAAUUAAUAUAUUAAAAUUUGUCACUGGUAUAUAUGUGCAG
Messenger RNA from Sciurus carolinensis (gray squirrel), 3881 nucleotides. RefSeq names its product transmembrane protein 144 (gene Tmem144). Gene Ontology annotation, molecular function: carbohydrate transmembrane transporter activity. Gene Ontology annotation, biological process: carbohydrate transmembrane transport. The record is from RefSeq and is a predicted model, not a curated record. The coding region runs from base 272 to 1318 and encodes 348 amino acids. The transcript has 12 exons. Lineage: Eukaryota; Metazoa; Chordata; Mammalia; Rodentia; Sciuridae. Gene Ontology annotation, cellular component: membrane.